AUGCGUGCCGGCAGGCGGCGCAUGCGCAUGCCGGGCCCCGCCCGGGGGAGCGGUACCGCGGAGCCCCAGCAGGAGGCGGUGCCCGAGGCCGCUGCCGCCCGCGCGCCCUAUCGCGCCCUAUCGCGCCCUAUCGAGGCCUGUGGCGGGGCGGGCGCGGUGCCGGUGGCCGGGACAUGGCGUCGCGGGGGGGAGGUCGGUCUCGGAAUCGGAGUCCUCCUGGUACGGCGGGGAGCAGGGUGCGGCUCAGCAGCGGCCGAGCCGGGCCAGGCCGGGCCUGCGGCCUCGGCGGGGCCGCGGUUGAAGCGGCCGGAACCAGCCCCUUCCCCCGCCAGCAGGAAGGAAAAGACUUUUGAACAACCCUGUUCAACAGCUGUAGAAGAGCCUGAGCCUGAGCCUGAGCCUGAGCCUGAGCUUGUUCCAUAUAUUCUGCAAGGAGAGGACAUCCAGGCACUUGAAAUUAAGGCGGAGGACCUGGAGAAACUUCAUCCUCCACGCCUUGCACGUGAUGCUGGGAGAAUUCCAGUUCGGAAGAAUUACCUUGUCCGAAAAUACCGACCCAAGGAAGUGGCACAUCUCGUAGCACAUCCUGUUCCCCCCAAGGCACCCAGGGGACCACUGACUUUUCCUGGAUCAAGACAGUUUGAUGAUGGCUGUGAAGAGAUCCUCCCUCAUCAUAUUUUGGGAAGUCUUCAGGAGUUAAGGAUGGAAGCCUUGGCCAAAAGAAACACUCAGCUAGCAGAUGCUAUUAAGGUUCCUCAUCCAGAUGUUACUGCAGCAGCUUUAGAAGAGGAACAUGGAGGAGAGGAGAAAGCAAAGGCACAUCAGGCCCAACUAGCAGAGAACAAAGCUUUCCAGAACUGGAGCCAUCAUAUGGCAAUGAGGAAAAAGCAGGAGAAACACCUAGGAGAAAUUCUUCACAAGCCAGAGAAUGAAUUGCUGAUGAACAUGUCAGACAAUUACAGACAAAUCCAGGAAGAACGUGACCUCAUUGACCGGAGUCUCCCUGCCCUAUUUCCUGGAAAGGGAUACCGAGUGGGAAGCGAGUUCUGGAGCCUUCCUGAGCAAAUAGGGGAUGAACUCACCGGGCUGACUCUGACCCUGACCCGGACAGAAUGUGGGCACCCAGAACCACUCACUCAUGUGGGGAAACCCCGAACUGUCCAGAGGGAAACAGGUCUGAAGCCUCCGAAGAAGAUUCCUUGCCACCUAAACUGGGAUAAGAGUCUUUUCCUGAAACAUCGACGGCAGGAGCUAAAAUCUCUCCUAGAGGAGCUGGGCUUUUAUAAGCCGGAUCUGGAAGGACUGGAGGUGAUUGGGAAAGGGCAGCCUUUCACGUCUGUCUCAACUAAAGCUUUUCUACAUACCGCCAUUUCUGAAGAGAUUGAGAUCCUUGACCCCUUAGGUGACUCCUUCACUGAGGUUCCAGAAGCUGAAAAGGUUCCAUCUUUAGUUUUCUGUGGCGAGCCUGCUCGUUGGAUCAAGGGCAUCACUGCUUGCAGGAAGGAAAUUGGUAUUGCUGCCCGCCUCACCUUUGAGACUCUGGCUAGUGAGAAGGCUGAAAGCUUCCUGACAGUGACCAAUGAUGGCAGAGCUUCCAUUUGGUACAACUGGAUGAGGCUUCCCCAGCAGAUCCCCUCCAGAGAAACCAAGGGGAGGAGAGUGCCCUGCUUUUACUUUGAUACCAGACCAGGUGUAAUUUUGCCUGGAGAAACUCGGAGGUUUUCUUUUAUUUUCAAGUCAGAGAGAGCAGGCAUUUUCAGCGAGCCCUGGGAAUUUAGGACACAUCCCCUGUUAUUAGGAGGAGCUCUGCUUCAGGUGACCCUUUGGGGAAUUGCUGUGUAUGAGGAUAAAUUGGCUGACUUCAGAGAGAAAUUGGAGAGUGAGCUGGCUGCUCGAGAAGGUGCUUCUAUAGUGAAAGAAAGCCUGAAUGAACUUCUUAAGCCAAUUCGGACACCCGAACGCACCCCAUCUCCUGUGGAUGCCUGUGUCACAGAGGAAGAGCUGUUCCACAGGAAAAAUCCCAAGUUGCAUUAUCAGCAUCAAGUGGUAAAGCAGCUGCAUAAACUAUGGAGACAGCACCUGACUGUGCCUUCAGUCUUGGAGGAGGAAGUGCCCUUGGACCAGAGGAGCACUGCAGAGGACAUGGAGUAUCAGGAGAGCACCUUGGAGCCUUCCUCUGUGCGGAGCAGCACCACUGAGCUCCCAUGUGGGAAGCACACAUUAGAGGAUGCUCCAAGGGAAAAGAGCACUGAGGAGGAAGAAGCAGGUCCUUCAGGAUGGAACCUUUCCCUCGAGGACUUUAAACAGGCUAUAAUGUCAAUCUCCGGGGAGGAGCAGCAGGAAGAAGCACUGACCCAGCUCAAUAAGGCUGCUCUGGAGCUUUGUGUUGAACAGAGACCAACUCAGUUAGACCUUCUGUAUCCACUCUGCCUCCAGCUGUGGCGUGGAGCAAUUGAUGACUUGGUGAAUCACUCUCUGAGGCUGAGAUCCGUGCUUGGUUUGAUUAAGAAGGACGUCUAUGCAGAAGCUGUUUCAGAGGAAACAGAGGAAGUAAAGCAAGGAGGAGCAAAAAAAGGAGGAAAGGAAGACAAAAUAGCUACUAAGAAAGAAGAGAAAAAGGAUAAAGAAGGCAAAAAAAGUAGAGGGACAUCAGGAAAGGAGAAAGCAGAUCAUUCAGGCAGCAGAAAGCUGAAAGCAAAAGAUGAGAAUCAAGUAUCUUCCAUUUCCGUGCAGGUCGUGAAAGGAGGAGUAGAGUCCAUCAAAGGAAGAUUUGAGAAGCAGAAGGUGAAAGAGGAAGCUGCAACUACAGUUGGGGCAGAACCUGUUCAGGAGCAUGUGGACUCUAUUUCACUUGAAACAUACCGGGAAAAGCUCUACAUUGAAGUUUACAGGCUGCUGGAUUCAAUGGUGAGCAAAAUGGUGUCUUUAUUUGAGGAUCUAAAGCAGUAACAUGCUCUGAAGUGGGAGUGA
This is a messenger RNA of Agelaius phoeniceus (red-winged blackbird), 2970 nucleotides long. The record is from RefSeq and is a predicted model, not a curated record. NCBI's taxonomy places the organism in Eukaryota, Metazoa, Chordata, Aves, Passeriformes, Icteridae.